Molecule: messenger RNA, 4517 nt
Organism: Alosa alosa (allis shad)
Lineage: Eukaryota; Metazoa; Chordata; Actinopteri; Clupeiformes; Clupeidae
Product: glycerol-3-phosphate acyltransferase 4-like
Exons: 13
Coding region: 522-1958 (478 amino acids)
Biological process (GO): triglyceride biosynthetic process
Cellular component (GO): endoplasmic reticulum
Molecular function (GO): glycerol-3-phosphate O-acyltransferase activity
Source: RefSeq, a predicted model, not a curated record
CCUCCCACGCACGAUGUCAGCGUCAUGGUGCAUCCCUGAUCCUAUCCACGGUUCGCUCUGCCGGUUUGGAGAGUGCAGAAGAUGAUAAGGCGCACAGGCCUCCCAUGAUUACUAGCAGCUACUCGACAAGAAGAACAUGCACCGAAGUCCAGCCACUGACCACGCCAUCGGCCGGGUGUAGCAGCGAGAACACAGCCACUCCAUAGACAGAGACUUUUUAAUUUGCGUAGUUAUUUAUUUAUUUUGUAUUUAUUUGUUUCAUUAUAAACGGAGCACACUUCUGUUUGGAGGCCAAUUAGAGUGUUUACGUGAGUGGAGAAGUGUGUGUGUGUUUGGGGAUGUGUGUGUUUCUAAAGAUGAAGGCUGAGGCUCUCAGCCUCAGCUGGCCUGCUAGACACACACUCUCAGGACGCUCCUGAGACACACACACACACACCCGCACUCACAUCCCCUCCCGUGUGCAUACACACACAUAAGCCCAGGUAGUUGAGCUAGUGAGUGUGUGUGUGUGUCGGAGAGCCAUGGCGGUGCCGUUCCCCUUUGAUAACCUGGUGUGUAUGCUGCUUGGCAUCUCCUUCACUGUCUGGUUCACACUCCUCCUCGUCUUCAUCAUCGUGCCUGCCAUCUUCGGCCUGUCCUUCGGCAUACGACGCCUCUACAUGAAGACACUGCUCAAGGUCUUCGAGUGGGCGACACUGAGGAUUGAGAGGGGGGCCAAGGAGAAGAACCACCUCCUCUACAAGCCCUACACCAAUGGCAUCAUCGCGAAGGAGCCCACAUCCCUGGAGGAGGAGCUCACAGAGCUACGGCGCAGCGGGAGCAGCCGUGAUCUGGAUAGCUCCUCGGCAACCGCCUCCUCCUCCUCCUCCUCCUCCUCCUGCUCCUCGGCCUCCGCAGUGGCCUCCUCGGCCGAGUUCGACAUGUCCGACAUCUUCUCGUUCUGCCGGCGCGGCGUGGAGAGCAUCGUGGACGACGAGGUGACCAAGCGCUUUUCAGCCGAGGAGCUGGAGACCUGGAACCUGCUGACCCGCAGCAACUACAACUUCCAGCACAUCAGCACCCGCCUGACCGUGCUCUGGGGGAUCGGGGUCGUCAUCAGAUAUGGGGUUCUACUCCCACUCAGGGUGACUUUGGCCAUCACAGGAGUCGGUUUACUCGUGGUUAUCACUUCCAUCAUCGGGUUAUUGCCCAGCGGCAGGGCGAAGAGCUUCCUGAGUGAGAAGGUUCACCUGAUGUGUUACCGAAUCUGUGUGAGGGCUCUGACUGCAAUCAUCACCUACCACCACAGUGAGAACAAGCCCAGAAAUGGUGGCAUCUGCGUGGCCAAUCACACGUCUCCCAUUGAUGUCAUCAUCCUGGCCAGCGACGGCUGUUAUGCAAUGGUGGGCCAGAUUCACGGUGGUCUGAUGGGAGUGAUUCAGAGAUCCAUGGUGAAAGCAGCUCCUCACAUCUGGUUUGAGCGCUCUGAAGUCAAAGAUCGACAUCUGGUGGCCAAAAGGUUGAAUGACCAUGUGGAAGACAAAACUAAACUGCCCAUCUUGAUUUUCCCUGAAGGUACCUGCAUCAACAACACGUCAGUCAUGAUGUUCAAGAAGGGCAGCUUUGAGAUCGCCUCCACGGUCUACCCUGUGGCCAUCAAGUAUGACCCUCGUUUUGGCGAUGCCUUCUGGAACAGCAGUAAGUUUGGGAUGGUCAACUACCUGCUCCGGAUGAUGAGCAGCUGGGCUAUUGUCUGCAGUGUCUGGUACCUGCCUCCCAUGACCAGAGAGGAGGGAGAGGAUGCCGUGCAGUUUGCCAACCGCGUGAAGGCUGCCAUCGCUAGACAGGGAGGGCUGGUCGACCUGCUGUGGGAUGGCGGCCUGAAGCGAGGAAAAGUGAAGGACACGUUUAAAGAGGAGCAGCAGAAGCUGUACAGCAAGAUCCUGGUGGGAGCGCAGGAGAACCGCAGCCGCUCCUGAGGAACGAGGAACCCGGAACCCUGACUCUCACGUGUGGACGCAGGGAGAGAUGGACACAGAGAGAGAGAGAGAGAGGAGAGGAAGGGGGAGGAGAGAAAAAGGAAAAGAAAAACGAUUGAAAUCCAUCUCCAUUUUGGGGGAGAAUUCAGAAUGAGGCACAGCACCACCUAGGGGCCGUCUGCGUCACUGCAGCUGACUUUUACAAGAACAGUGUUUCAUGGGCCCCGUCGGUUGUGUUUGUCUGGCAGUAAAGACCACCGACACUCCAGUGUGUGUGUGUGUGUGUGUGUGUGCGCGUGCGCGUGUCACCCACUGACAGCCACUGACUGCUGCAUCAGAGACCUGUAACUGCACCUGUGUAUUAUGUCUGUUACGUUUAUAGCUUUUUAUGACUUCUGUGUGUGGAAGUUUUUUGUUCUUUGAUAAUCUCUUUUUAUCUUGUUUAGCCGGUCUGAUAAUCUUUUCUGUUGUUAUUCUAGUUAAUAAUGUUAAGGGUUUUACAUGUUUGUGUUGCUGGGAGAACAGACAGAUGGCUGUGUGUGUGCUUGUGUGUGGCAGAUAGGAGUGCAGAGUGCCUCUGUUCAAACAGCAGAAUGGAUGGAGACUGAUGCAUCCACAGCACCAUUCCUGGAAUCUGACUCGUUAUCGGGGUAUAGAGGCUCUGCCCGUCCCCGCGGCGGCCACACUGGCUAUUUGCUGACGCUGGGCACAGGGCUGUUUGUUCUGGGCAAUUCACAUGCUGUUUUUUCUCCAAUCAGUCUUUGCUCUUUUUCCUGGAAAGAAAAAAAGACUUUGGAAGACAGUCAAUCACGCAUUAUGUACCUCCAGUGUGAUGUUAUCGGCUCAUCACGGCUACUGUCCCCAUAGCAGCAGUAGCAACACACACAGACACACACACGCACCCACACACACACGCGGGCACGGCUACUGUCCCCGCAGCAGCAACAUACACACACACACACACAUGCGGGCACGGCUACUGUCCCCACAGCAGCAGCAACACACACACACACACACACACGCACGCCGCGCACACACACACACACGGGCACGGCUACUGUCCCCAUGGCAGCAGGCUCCAUCUAUGCGUCUGCGUCCCAAAGCGACCGGCGGUCAGCAUCUUGGCGGAUGCGAGGCGUGGAGGGGCAGAAGAACAGGAUGGGGGGUGGAGGGUCAGAAGAGCAGGAGGCGUGGAGGGUCAGAAGAGCAGGAGGGGGGGGUCCCACUGUUCCGUGUGUUCCUGCUGACCUGCGUCAGGACUCGCCACUGCUUAGCGUCACGCCGUCGCACACUGACAGUCGCUCGUAACACACAUACACGUACACACACACACACACAUUUCCCAUACAGUUUUACGGCUGCCCUGGCCUGCAGCACAGCGCGACAUGCCGUGUCUGUGUGUGUGCGUGUGUGAGGAAGCAAAAGUGAAUAAACCAGACCUGGCCUGGCCCCCUUCAGGAGCUCCUAAAACUAGACAUGCUGGUUCUGGGUGCAUGCUUAAGCUCCCACUGACAGAGAGGCAAUGAGAGUGUGUGUGUGUGUGUGUGUGUCUAUCUAUCUAUCUGUACUGUGCAUGCCUGCGCGUGUCUGUUUUUGUGUGUGUGUGUGCGUCUGUGCAUGUAUGCGUGUCCAAUAUGCUUAAGCUCCCACUAACCAAGUCAAACUGGAAAUAGUUGUUCUGUGAUGACGUCAAUUCAGCCAAUUCAGAUGCAGACAGAAAGUGAAGCGCCACUUCCAGGGGUCCUGAAGGAGACCUGCAGCCCACAUCACUUGAGGCACGUCGACACACACACACACACACACACACACACAUGUCACCAGCCACUGCGUCCCCAGACACUCAUUGUCCACUACAACAAACCCAACAAGCUACUGCUCGCUCACUGCUGUACACAGGGCAGCCAGCCAGGCUGCUGAGGCCUGCUGGGAGAUGUAGUCUUCCUCCUUUACCGAUUGAGCUGGAUGAUCAGUAGACUAGACUCUAACAGCUGCUGGUCCCACACUAGUCACACCUGGGCUGUGUGGGGUGUGUGCGUGGGUGGGGGGUGUGUGCGUGCGUGGGUGGGGUGUGUGGGUGGGGGUUUUUGCCGGUCAGCAGGCUGGAGUGGAGGUCCCUGUGAAGUCGGCGCUGCGCCGGCGGAGGGAUCCCCUCAGAGAGCCGUCUGAGACGUGGGCCAGACCCGGCCCAGGCCUGGCUGCCUCCCGCGCAGCAGAGCCGUCGAGGCUGCCCUCAUCUCGCCUCGUCUCUGCCCGGAGGGCUGGACACUCGAGCGUGGUGAUCCCACGCAGCUCAGCUCCUCUACCUCCGUCAUGUUCGCGCCAGACGAGCUUGGGCGCUGCCUGUCUCGUGUAUGACGUGCGCCCGCACGCCUGUCUGCGCGUCUGAUGAGCGACCCCCUCCUCCAACCACGCACCUGUGACCUCACCUCACCCCACAGGCCCGACGCCAUCCUUCUCAGAUCAGGACCAACCCAGUGCUUUAAUCGUGUGUGUGCGUCCAGUUCAGCUUCAUCCAGUACUGUAAUCCAACAAAAUAAACAGUCAGUUAUGUCAAGCUCA